AGAACAGAAAUAUUUCAAGUCAUUCAAAACAUCAACCACAAAAUGGCUUUACGUACCCACUCUCUCUCCCCCCACUCUCUCAAUUUCUCUGCCUCUCUUGUCAAAAUCCCUACUUUCCAAACCCUAACUGUAAACCGAAUUCACCUGCGAUGCCGGAGAUUGAGUUCAUUUCGUCGGCGCUUGUAUUUACCGGCCAUUACCGCUGCUCUGCCACAUCUUGAUCUAAACGAGGAUAACGUCAAACAAGUUCUGAUAGACGCUAAAUCAGAGUUUGCCCAGAUCUUUGACGCAUCAGUGGGCAUAACUGGGGAGGUUCAUCUUGCUGAAUUGGAUGGUCCUUUUGUGAAGCUAAGGCUUCAGGGCCGGUUUUGGCACAAGAGAGAAACAGUUCUGGCAAGGUUGGCUAAUUAUCUCAAGAAUCGGAUUCCGGAAGUUCUGGAAGUGGAUAUAGGAGAUGAUAAGCAAUUAGAUGACAGUUCUGAAAAUUUUUGAGUGCCAUCAAAGCCACCGUCGAAGCGCCAAAAUAUCAACUUUGCAGCACCACAAUGGUCAAAUAUCAACUUCGUGAUGCUGAGUUCUCUAUUGCAUAGUGGUGUUGUGUCAUAAUCCAUAGCGCCUCAGCGCCCAAAUUGCCCUCACAACGCUGAGCUUUUAAAAGUCAUUAAUGCCGCAGCGUAGUAGUUAUAACUUUUCAAGGACACGAUCUAUCAGUGAAGUGACGUGACUGUUCACUAAGGAAUUGAUCCACAUCAGCAAGCGCCGCAACGGCACCAGAAAAAUAAUGCAGCAGCAUUAGUUCAUUUAUUGGGCUCAGCGGUAUUGAUCUUUAUAGUGCCAAACGUCUAUUUUGUGUUUUUUUAUAAAUAGUAAUUGUGUUAUAUUUGUAAGAGGUUCAAUCAUUUAUUUAAUUUCAAUCCAAUUCAA
This is a messenger RNA of Dendrobium catenatum, 924 nucleotides long. RefSeq lists its product as uncharacterized. The coding region runs from base 43 to 492 and encodes 149 amino acids. The record is from RefSeq and is a predicted model, not a curated record. The transcript is spliced from 5 exons. Lineage: Eukaryota; Viridiplantae; Streptophyta; Magnoliopsida; Asparagales; Orchidaceae.